Messenger RNA from Funneliformis geosporum, 6030 nucleotides. Lineage: Eukaryota; Fungi; Glomeromycota; Glomeromycetes; Glomerales; Glomeraceae. The record is from the annotation of a GenBank genome assembly.
AUGACAGAGGUUGAUUUUGUCGAAAACGUGCUUCUCGCCUUACAGGGGAAUACAAUAACGAAAUUAGAAGAUGAAUUAUUGGAAGAAACUCCCUUAGAGCCACAAGAAAUUGCUCAACUUGUACCUGCCUUAAGAGAUGCUCUUAAAGGCUCUCAACAACAAGUUUCAUAUGUAGCGCUUAUUUGUCUGAACCCUUUUAUAUCUUUAAUAGCUGAAACACAUCCAACAUUUUUUAAGAAUGUUGUUAUAACUUUUGCAGCGGCUGUUAUAGAUAAGUUAGGUGAUACUAGAGACAAAGCAAGAGAUGCAGCAUUAAAUGUUUUAUUGACAAUGUGGAUUUCAGCGGCCAGUAGUGGUAGUGUAAUCACGACACCAUUAGCGACCAUAAUCAAAGAAACGGCCUUUGGGCAUAAACAGUGGAGAGCUCGCGAACAGAUUUUACAAUGGAUAGUAAAUUGUACUAGAAGAGUUUCGGAUUUUUCCAUAAAACAAUGGUUACCAUAUAUGGUAAAAUUAUUGGAAGAUCCUCAUGAGCAAGUGAGAGAAACUGCAAAAGAUAGAAUAGUUUUACUUUUCAGUGGCGCAGCAGCACACGCUAAGUUAGAUCUUAAACGUGAACUCGAGAAGCAUUCUGUGCGUGCUGCAAUAACAGAAUAUAUUUUAUCAAAAAUGGGCUCUAAUUAUGGUGAGGCGAAUGACAUAGAUAAUCUUCCAGAUAAUAUGACAGAGCCUAUAGAGGAAGAUUAUAUGAACGUUGGUACCCAGAAUGAAGAAACAUCAAGACAAGUAGAAGCUAUUAGGCCUUCUAGUUCAGCAGAUGAUAUUGGAGUAAUACGUAUCGAAAGUGCAAAAGAAUUGGAAAAAGAAUUUCAAAAUUUAUUGACACCAUUCUCAGGAAAAGAAUCUGAACAAAAUUGGUUAAUUCGUGAGAAAAAUAUUAAUAAAUUGAGAUCUUUAACAAGAGGAGAUGCAGCAUCACAAUAUCCAGAUGCAUUCAUGAAUGGUUUGAAAUUAAUUAUGGGUGGUAUUCUUACAUCACUCACAAGUUUACGUACAACGCUUACUUUAGCUGCAAGUGGAUUAAUUAAAGAUUUAGUUUCACACCUUGGAACAACAAUGGACCCUUUCGCAGAUAAUUUGCUUGCAAAUUUAUUAAAAAUGGUUCAAUCAACAAAAAAAAUAGUAGCACAAGCUGCUACAAACUCCACAAAUGCUUUAUUCCAAUAUUGUUCAUACCAUACUAGGCUUGUUACCCAACUUUGGCAUGCAAUGGAAGAAAAGAAUAUUCAAUUACGAACUUCUACUAUCGGGUUUGUGAAAAUAGUUAUUCAAACACAUGCUGAUCGAAGGGACACAAUGGAACGAACUGGUGGUGUUGAAUCACUAGAAAAAUGUGUCCGAAAGGGCUUAACUGAUGCUGCACCUAAAGUGAGAGAAGGAUGUCGCGAAGUAUUUUGGACAUUUUUUGAAGUCUGGCCAGAAAGAGGAGAAAAACGAUCAAUUACACCUGCUCCAAAAAAUCGAGCUAGAUCUUCGAGUAUUGGUAAAUCAAGACGAUCUAGUAUUCCACGUUCUGAUAGUGGUGCAAGUGAUAAUUAUUCAAUGUCGGUCGAUUCUCCGAAGUCGCAUAUCAAAUCGCCAGUAAGUAAUCCAUCUACUUUACGUUCGAAAUCGCCCGCACCACCCUCCAUGAGAAGUAAAUCCACAACAUCAAAAUCACCCAUGAAGCCAUCACCAAACAAAAAUGGUUCACCUAAUGCAACACAGAUACAGCCUAGAAAACUGACAAUUGUUGAACAAUUAGAACAUAGUGACUGGACUACUCGAGUUGAAGGACUUUUCAAUGUGGCUCAAUUUGUAGUAAAAAGGUCAUUAGAGCCACCUUCAGCAAACAAACCAGGAUAUGAUUUCAAAAAAACGCCACUUCCUCCAGAUGAAGAAUUGGGUCCAAUAUUACUUAAUAUGUUGAAUGAUCAAAAUCCUAAGGUUAUUGAAAACUUUUUGGCACCUAACGUUAUUACCGAAAUGGCAAGGGUGAUUCGUCUCGAAAACCUAAUACCAAGACUUAUAUUAUUUGCUAAUGAUGAUGAUAAGUCGGAACAAUCAAUUAUAAUUCAAAAUCUUUUUCCUGGAGUGAAGAAUGCUAUCGGAACUGAACAUGCUCUUUUGGGUUUAAAUAAAUGUUUAUUAUUAUUAAACAAUUCUGGAACAACACAGAAAAAGUCAUCCUCAGGAUUUGUAUAUACACUACCACAAAAACGUAAAAUUUUAAAUGGACUUUUAGUAUGGUUUAAUGAAAUAAUUGAACCCAAAUUAGAACUAGUUGAAAAUGAUCAAGAACUUACUGGUUUUUUAGGAGAUGUAGAUAAAUACAGCCUCCUUACCAAACGACUGAUUCCACUAGUCAAUAAUACUAAGGAAACAUCAGAAAAUUACGAGCCUCUCAGUAGAUUGUUGAUAAAUCUGCAUAAACUAGAUCCCGAUGCAUUUGAAACCAUCUUAUUUUCUUUCGAAGGUAAAGUAGUAGAUUUAGUAGGUAAUAUGGUUGGUUGGGAAGAAGAACUGGAGGAAGCCGAGGAAGAAGUUUUAGCCGAAGAGCAGGCAAAAUUAAAGGAAGAACAAGAACGGGAAUGGGAACAACAGCAGCUAGAAAGGAGGUUGUAUGAAGAGCAAUUUAUUGCAGAUCAAAAGAAUCAGUUGGCAUUAUUGCAGCAACAACAACAAGAGCAAUUAGAAAAACAACAACGUGAGAGAGAAUUAAAAAAACAACGUGAACGUGAAGCACAACUACGACGUGAACGUGAAGCACAGGAACAACGUGAGCGUGAACUACAGUUGCAAAAAGAACAUGAAGAACAGCAACAACGUGAGCAUGAAUUACAGCAACAACGGUUGCGUGAGUUACAGCAGCAAAGAGAGCAGAAGCAACAAGAACGAGAAUUACAAAAACAAAAGGAGCGAGAAUUACAAAAACAAAGAGAACUUGAAUUUCAACAGCAACAACGCGAAUUUGAGCUACAGCAACAACGUGAAUUUGAGCUACAGCAACAACGUGAAUUCGAGUUACAGCAACAACGUGAACUUGAACUGCAGCAUCAACGUGAAUUAGAACUUCAAAAACAACGCGAAUUUGAAAUUCAACAACAGCGAGAAAUUGAAAUUCAACAAGAGCGCGAAUUUGAGCUUCAACAGCGUGAACUCGAAAUACAACAGCAACGCGAAGCUGAAUUACAACGACAGCGCGAAUUUGAAUUACAUCAGCAACAUGAAUAUGAAUUACAUGAGCGUGAAUACGAACGAGAAAUGCAGUCACAUUUAUACGCUCGCAGACCUCCUCCGUUGCAACUUCAAUCGUCAAAUAAAUUUUCGUCUCAAAAUUCACCACUUUCUCAAAAAAAUAUUAUCAAAGAUAAUAUUAACGAUUGGGUAGAAAAUCAAAGGGUUCCACAUUUAUCUCAAAGAGGAGAUGAUUUAAGAAACCCUAAAGAAAAGGAUAUUUUAAGGGAACAAGAAUGGGCACGAAAAAAUCGACCAAAAACAGCCGAACCUCAUUGGCUUGAUCCACGUCCAAGAGAUAUAGAUAGAGCGAGAAGAGCAAAAACCCCAACAAGAGAGAAUGAAUAUGAAAGACGAAUGUAUAGAGAAAAUGGUAAUUGGGAUGAAAGGGAAAGAAUCAAGUCCAGAGACACUGAUAUGUAUGAAAGGGAUGAUAGAGAUAGACGAGUUCCCAGAGAAUCAAGAGAACAUGAGGUAAAUGGCAGGAAUCAACGAUUCUUAAGAGAUUCUCGUGAAGAUGAACUGGAUGGAAGAGAUAGACGUCCUUUCCCUAGAGGUUCUAAUCAGAAUGAUUUUGAUGAAAGAUUAGGUGGAAAACGUUCAUUUAAAAGCUCAAAAUCACCUGAUUGGGACGAUAAAAAUGGACGACCUAUCCUCAAAGAACGGGAUAUAAGAGAUAAUGAAUGGGAUGAUGUUAGUAGUCGAUCUUCAGGAAAAGAGAGAGAUAAUGAUUGGGAAGAAAGAAGUACUCGAUCUGUACCUAGAGACUUGAGAGAUGGUGAUUUAGAUGAAAAGUUAAGUCAACAUUCUUCAAGGGAUAAGAGAGACCAAGAAUGGGAUGAUAGAAUGAAUAGGCUUCGACCAAGAGAAUCAAGGGAGAGCUUGGAAGGUAAAAAUACUAGGCCAUCGCCUAGAUUUCCCAGAGAUAAUGACUCGGAUGAAAAAAGUUUAAAGGCAUCACCGAGGGAUCCACGUAAAAAUGAUUGGGAUGAAAGAAAUCCUUAUCGUGAUAAUGGAUCUUCAAAUAACAAGGCACCCGUAAGGGGUCCUGAAUGGAGUGAUAAGGGUAGAAAUAUGUCAAGAGAUAGUGAUUGGAAUGAGAGCACAGAUAGACCCAGUGAAGCUCAUGAAGAUGAAGAUAUUAUAAGCGAAUUUGACUUAAAUCAGCCAGAGAAAUCGAAUAUCAAGACAAGGGAUCAUAAUAGUAAGCCAGUAGAUCGUGUAGUAUCGUUACCGCCACCUCCACAUGAUUUAGGAUAUCCAGAAUUUGAUGAUAAAGAUCUUGAGCUUGCAAAUUUGAAACAACUUGUAGAAAAAUUGGAUAUGGAGGAGGAAGAAGACAUAAAUGAUGAAAAUGUCCCGGAAAAUUUUACUGACAUGACAAUAAGUCGACCAGAUAGUAUUUAUAUUUCUGAAGACGUAUGGACUCAAUUAGAGAAUACAAUGAAUGGCAAAAUGAAUAAUCCUUUCUAUCUGAAUCCUGAAGAACGGUUCAAAAACGAUAAUAAUGGUGCAGAUGCAAAAUUAGCACCAAUUCAAGAAGACGAAUUGGCAGAACUGCCUGAACUGACACAUGUUGAAGAGAAAUCCAAAUCACUUGAUGAUGUGUCGUUUCAGGUAACGGAUAAUGAUCGAGUAUUACAGUCAACUGUUUCAGAAACGGUUACUGGAAAUUCUCCAAAGCCGGAAUUACCAAAUACAGAUUCAGAGAUAAUAGAAGAAACAUCUAUAACUGAUAAAAAAGUUCUUUCAUCGAUAAAUACCGAAACUAUUCCAGAAGAACCAUCUCCUACCAAUAUGCCUAUAAGUAAUGUCUCCGCAUCCGAAUUACCAUUACCUGCAUCACCAGUUUCCUCAGUGGGUAGUGGUAAUUCAAUAUCUGGUGCACGGGAUAGAGCUUUAAGAAGAGCUGAACGAUUUAAUUCUGGUUCACCUCUUCCUGGUGCUGCUCAAGAGAGACGUAUACUGCUUGCGACAUUGUUGGCACGUUUGCAUGGUUAUGAUACAGACGUCCACCUAUUUCGUAAACUUAUCAGAAUAUCUAAAGAAACACAAUUCUCAAAUAGGGAAUUGGCAGAAGAUAUAUGGGAAAAUGGCGAUCGAUUUAUUGAACUAAUGAAUGCAUUAAUAGGAUUUUUGAGUGAUUCAGAACAGCAAAAUAAUGAAUUGAGAGAAGGAGCAGUAUUGUUACUUGGACAAUUGAUUAAUAACCAACCUGAUUACACCAGGGGUCAGGAAAGAGACAUAUUACGUAUUUUAUUAGAAUGUCGGGCUGAUUCAGCGUCAAAUAUAUGUGGACAUGCAGAUGAUGCUUUGGAUAAUUAUAUUCAAAUAGUAGAUGCUAACUUCGGAUUAUAUGCAUUAAUUGAUAUAAUGGAAUCAAGUUUAUUUAACACAUUUGGAAACACAUCAUUACCUGAAAGUAACUCUCCACAAUUCGGUUCAAAGACAAGCAUGAAAGGGUCUGCAUUUGUAGUUUUAUCAAAAUUGGUUAAAAGGUUCGACAAAAGGUCAUUAGAAAGACAAGUCGGACGUGUUGUGCCAUUAGCUAUUAAGGGAUUUAGUGAUUCGAAACCUGAAAUUCGAAAAUCAGUAGUCGAUGCACUAGUUGCAAUUUAUUCAGUAAUAGGGGAUGACAAUACUUUAUUCCAGUAUCUUGGUAGUUUAAACGCGGCUCAACAAAACCUUCUAAAAUAUUAUUUUGAUAAAAGUCGAAAACAACGAAGAGCCACAUCAUCACCCGGACGAGGAUAA